This is a messenger RNA of Parus major (Great Tit), 5170 nucleotides long. RefSeq names its product major facilitator superfamily domain containing 11 (gene MFSD11). The coding region runs from base 276 to 1625 and encodes 449 amino acids. The record is from RefSeq and is a predicted model, not a curated record. The transcript is spliced from 14 exons. NCBI's taxonomy places the organism in Eukaryota, Metazoa, Chordata, Aves, Passeriformes, Paridae.
GUUCUUUAUUUCCUGUGCAGGACAUGGAAAUGUGCGGGUGGCUCCUCUUUCCUUCCUCAGGUGAUUGAGAGGCCGAGGAACACAAUUCUGAUUUCAACAAUGCCGAGAAGCUGAGGCGAUUAAACCUGCUCGGUGUUGGGAAAGCUGCUCCUUUGGGAAAAGGGAUGUCAUGAAAUAACACACUGCAGUCAGCCUUGAGGUUAAGAGGAAACUUUUAAAAGAAAAAAAAAGAGUUUUUCCAGACUGAAGCUGAGGACUUGGGAAGAAUAUACAAAAUGUCUUCGGAAGGGAAAAAGCUUUUCAACAUCAUUAUUUUGGGAGUCUCAUUUAUGUUUAUAUUCACUGCUUUCCAGUCCUGUGGAAAUAUCGCGCAAACUGUUAUCACCAAUUUAAACAACACAGACUUUCAUGGCAGUGGCUACACGAGCAUGUCCAUUAUUUAUGGAGUACUGUCUGCAUCAAAUCUUAUAUCACCUUCGCUGGUUGCAAUAGUGGGACCUCAGUUCUCCAUGGUUGUUAGUGGUGUGUUUUAUAGCCUAUACAUUGCAGUCUUUAUCCAGCCAGCUACAUGGGCUUUCUACACUGCCUCUGUGCUUAUUGGCAUUGCAGCUGCUGUCCUCUGGACAGCCCAGGGAAAUUGCUUGACUGAAAAUUCUGAUGAAAACACCAUUGGAAGGAACAGUGGAAUAUUUUGGGCACUCCUACAGUUCAGCUUGAUUUUUGGAAAUCUGUAUAUAUACCUCGCUUGGCAAGGAAAAACUCACAUAUCAGAGAGCGAUCGCAGGACUGUCUUCAUUGCUCUGACUGUUAUCAGUCUUGUGGGCACAGUUCUGUUCUUUCUGAUUAGGAAAAAAGAGGACACAAAAGCUCCAGGGGAUGAUGAUUCCACUAAUGAAAUCCUGGGGGAGAGCUCGUCUGCAGGAAACAAAAUGAUGAGAGCAGUGGCUGCCUUCAAGAAAUCUAUUACACUGAGCUUCACCAAGGAGAUGCUGCUUCUCAGUGUUACCACAGCCUACACAGGUUUGGUGUUAACAUUCUUUUCUGGAGUGUAUGGAACGUGCAUUGGUGCUGUGAAUAGGUUUGGCAGUGAAGAGAAAAGCCUGAUUGGUCUCUCUGGUAUUUUUAUUGGUGUUGGAGAAAUCUUGGGGGGAGGAAUCUUUGGCUUGCUGAGCAAGAAGAUUCGCUCUGGCAGGAACCCAGUGGUGAUGCUGGGCAUCCUUGUCCACUUCAUAGCCUUUUAUUUAAUUUUUUUCAACAUGCCAAAUGAUGCCCCCAUUGCUCCUAUGGAAGGAACAGAUAAAGUUGCUUAUAUGAUUCCAAGCAAAGAAGUGGCCAUGCUCUGCAGCUUCCUGCUGGGGCUGGGGGACAGCUGCUUCAACACCCAGCUCCUCAGUAUUUUGGGAUUCCUGUACUCAGAGGACAGUGCUCCUGCCUUUGCCAUCUUUAAGUUUGUUCAGUCCAUCUGUGCUGCGGUUGCUUAUUUCUACAGCAACUAUUUCCUGCUGCAGUGGCAGCUGCUGAUCAUGGUGCUGGUGGGCUUCUUUGGGACAAUCACCUUCUUCACCGUGGAGUGGGGAGCAGCAGCAGCCCUUGCUGCCCGUGGCUCAGACUACAGCAGCAUCUGAUCCCCGUGCCAGGCCUGCCCUGCCAGGAGGAGCAGCACAAACACGGUUUUUGGGUGGGAAAAGGUGAAAGAGAUCGAGUUUCUGCAGAGGUUGAGAUGGAGGAAGCUGCUGCUUCAGUCCUGUUGAAUGUGAAGCAGGAGGGAAAAAAAAAAAGUCACGUUUGAAAGGCUUUUUUUUUCCUUGCUUUGAUCAUCUGAGCGUGGUAUUGUGUUGUUAAAAAUCUGGUAUUGGAAAUGGAAGGAAAUGUAGGGACCCAUGUAUUGAACAAUUCUCUUCUGAGAUGUCCCUUUCAGAAUGUAAUUGCCUAAUUUCACUCUACCAUGCACUACAGAAUUAGUUGGGGGUUUUGUCCCUUAAAUUAUUUUUCCUAUAUUCAAGUUCUGCAGACAUUUGAAUUCCUGUAUUGAAUGGAUGAUAUUUUUAUAAGGUAGAUUAUAUUGCAGAUCGUGUCUGCACAGCUGAGAAAUCAAUUUGGCAUUGAAUUUUUCAACAAUUAGAUGUGAGGAAGUAUUUCUGUGGGAAAUGUUGCCUUAUUCUGUAUCCCUCAGCUCCUUGUUUCCCAACCAUUUGUUUAUUAAUCUAUUUCAUGUGAUUAAGUUGUCAGAUCCAUGGGGUUUUUUUGUUUACUUGGGUUGGUUUUUUUGGGGUUUUUUUGGGCUUUUUUGAGUUUGGUGGUUUUAAUUUUUUUUUAUAAGGAAGUCCAUCAGGUUCUAGUGUGACAUGAUAGAUUCUACAAGAAUUUGAAGAAAUCACCCUUGGCCAUCUUAAGGAUGGAAUCCCAAGGCCUGUGAAAUAUUGAUGGUGGAAAACAGCUCCUGGCUCAGCAUCUCAGAGCUGAACUGUGUUGGGAAAGGUGCUGAACCUUCCUCAGGGUAGUGCUUUAUGAAGGACCAUAAUCCAUGGAGGACCACAAUCCAUGGCUUCCCUCCCAGAAUCCCAAGUAGUUCUUUUGAGUUCAGUGGCAUUUUCCUCAUAAAAUCAUGAAAAUCUGUGAUGGGAGCACUAAGAAAACUUUUAAAAAUAUAAAUAGUCUCAGGAUGUGAACUGUCAGAAUAAUAUUGCAGCGUUUCUUCUACUGCAUAACCUGAAACACUUGUCCUAAAUUGAUUUAUUCGGUCUGUUUUGGGAAAAUUGAACUGUAAUCUUACUCCACCAAAUAGGAAAGCAAGGUUACUGGCAUAUAACUAAAUUUUAAUCCAGAACUGUUAUAGAUGAUGUAGCAGGCAGUGACUGCAGCUCACCUUGACUUUAUCUGCUGACAUAAAACUCUGAAGUUGUUGCAGUUGUGUUUGUCUGGUGGGCAGAGAGCAGGCAUGGAACACUGAGAAGGUGAUUUUAGACACUCCAUGGAGCUGUUUUUAGAAAAUUACCGUUCACCAACCUUCUCUUCUGCCCAGUGAGAAUGUUAAUGUCUUCUCUUUGAAGACAAGCUAAAAAAGACUCAGCUGGUUACGUGUUGUGACCGUGUAGGAGCUCCCAAGGAUGACCCUGGGGAGGGAGGGUGGCAUCUCCUGUGACAUUUGCUGUCACUUCUGCUGUCCAGGAGCAGUGUCACAACUCCUGUGGAGCACAGCCCUCCUUCUGCACAGCCACACAGCCCAGGGGGACCUUUUUUAACAGGGAUAGAGAAAGGGAUUUUUAAAUUCACAGCAGGUUUUUUUGCUGUGAGAUCAGCAAGGUGUUAAUGGAGGGAUUGGAGGGCACCUGAGCAUCCAGCAGGCUGAGAAAUCUGUGAGGACAGCCAGGAGAGAGAGCUUUGUGUGUAUUCCCAGGAGAUUUAAUGAAUGAUGUAAAAGAAAAUGAGGCAGAACAUGUAUUUGAGUGAGGGGUUACCAGAGCCAUUCCAAUUUGUCAGGCAGCCUGAAAAAGCAUUCAGUGUUCAAUCAAUAUGUGAUUAAUGGGACCAGCAGCACUGCAAAGCCUCUCUCUCACCCACACCUGCAAUUUGAAGCAUAUGAUUUUUAUAUACUGAGCACUACAAAGGUGUGGAUUAAAGGAUGCUGCCAGUGAUUAAAAUUCUCCUGUUGCUACACAUUUGUAUUUUCUCCAGAGUACCAAAACGGAUAAAGAGCUUUUUUUUUUCCUCCAAACCCUUUUGGGGCCCUGUUUUCCCCAUCACAUUAAUGAGAGCAGAAAGACUUGAAGGUUCACAAGGAGCAUUUUUUUCUUACACUGUAUUUAGGGGAAAAAAAUGACUUUUGGGUCUUAUGGUGAUAAGUAACUUGUAAGUGCUUUUUAAACAAUGUCAUUUAAUUGUAAGUAGGUUAUGGCUCUCAUGAGGUUGCUUUUUAAAUUGAUCCCUUUUAAUUAUGAACUUUUGUGAUGUUCAUUUGCCAUAUAAGAAUUAUAUAAACUAUUUUAUCAGAAAUUAAAAGUGCUAAGUUUAUGUAGUUUCAAAAAGCAUUUUGAAACCCACUCAGAGGGAUACUAAUUAACAAGGACUGGUGGAUUUUCAGUACCUCUGUGAAUCUGAUGCUUUACUUUUUAUUCUUUUCCUCUCUUCUGGUCUGACUCAGAAUCAGAUAAUCUUAGAAUGCUGCUCAGAACUAUUUAUAGGGUCAUUAAAGGGAAGUAUUAUUGCUCUGUGACAAAUUUUACAAGAAAUCAUUACAUUCUCCAAGCUGCAUCAUGGAUAGCUAUUCUUUUUUACUAUUAAUAAGUAUUGCUUUUGACAUUUGAUCUGAAGAGAGAGGCCUCAGUUAUUCAGGCUGCUGAUGACAUAUGAUUGCUUUUCAUUUAUUCAUAUUUCUUUAAUAUGCCAAGAGGUGAAAAAUCCUCUCCAAUGUACACAGUUGCUCAUUUGGUUGAAAUUUGUGGUGUACCAAUAUAAAGAACAGUAACACUGACAUCCAUUUAUGAUUCCAUCUCUUGAUCUGUUAUUCAGCAUUUACCAACCAUGAGGCUGCACCCCCUUCAUUUCACCUCAGUGGCCUUUCAACAAUUUCAUCUUAAUCUGAAUUAGGAGCUCACUAUUAAAUUAAGAGGGAUUUGAAAAUAAAGCUUCUGCUUUAUCUGUGGGAUUGUUUUAUAUUAGAGUUUUCAUUUUUAUAAGCAAAAUUAUACAUGAAGUUGCUUUGGUUUAUUAAAAAGUUGUCUUUCAUUUUCUCCCCCUCGUUCUUUCAGGGUGUUAUUAAUGUUUAAUAUCUUGACAUAUCACAUCCUCAAGUUUUUCAAACAAAUGCUAAACAGGAAAUGAAAACUGCUUUUCUUGACAACUGAGUGCCAAAUAAGCUGCUACAAAUUAGUCUUUAAUGAAUCUCAUAUAAAUAUAUCUGUAUUUUGUCUUGCCAGUUGGUUUUCAUUUUGAUACCUGGAUGCAUGGACUGAGAAUUUCUACAACUGUGGACUUCCUUCCUAAUUCAUGAUGUGUAUUUAUUUCUGUUGUGUUAAUUUAAUUAGGUAGAAUCUAUGUUAGCAAGUUGAGAUAAGGAAGAGAACUAUUUAUAAAAACAUUUUUUAAAAAUAAUUAAAAUUUAUAGUUUUCUGCAGGUACUGCUAAAAUCUUAAGGGAUAUUAAAUAAAAAAUCCCAAACAACCAGAACCCC